UUACCCGUCUCCUCAGUGAGAUCUCGCGAGAUCUGCUUUCCUCCUCCCACCACUUCCCCCGAGAUCUCGCGACAUUCUUUUGACUCUUCCUUUUUGCCCGGCGGCCGUCGAGAUGCCUUCCAGGCUAAGGAAGACCAGGAAGCUGAGAGGACACGUUAGCCACGGCCAUGGCCGUAUUGGUAAACACAGAAAGCAUCCUGGCGGCCGUGGAAAUGCUGGGGGUUUGCACCACCACAGAAUUAACUUUGACAAAUAUCAUCCUGGUUAUUUUGGGAAGGUUGGUAUGAGACACUACCAUUUGAAGAAGAACCAGAACUUCUGUCCUACUGUCAACUUGGAUAAAUUGUGGACACUUGUUAGUGAGCAGACAAGACUCAACUAUGCAAAAAACCAGGCUGGAUUAGCGCCUGUCAUUGAUAUUGUACGCUCGGGUUAUUACAAAGUCCUGGGCAAGGGGAAGCUGCCCAAACAGCCUGUAAUUGUGAAAGCAAAAUUCUUCAGCAGGAAAGCAGAGGAGAAAAUCAAAGAAGUUGGUGGAGCAUGCGUGCUUGUGGCAUAAGUUGUUUUUUUUUUUUUUAUUAUUAUUAUUUAUUCAGGUUUGAAUAAAGACACUAUAAAAUGA
Molecule: messenger RNA, 622 nt
Organism: Dermochelys coriacea (leatherback sea turtle)
Lineage: Eukaryota; Metazoa; Chordata; Testudines; Dermochelyidae
Product: 60S ribosomal protein L27a-like
Exons: 5
Coding region: 113-559 (148 amino acids)
Biological process (GO): translation
Cellular component (GO): cytosolic large ribosomal subunit; ribosome
Molecular function (GO): structural constituent of ribosome
Source: RefSeq, a predicted model, not a curated record